UUAUUUGCUUAGGAUAUAUUGCCGCUGCUUUGCCUUGAUCGAUUCAGAUCAAACAGUACGCUUUUCCGAGAGUCGUUUUUGCAAACGAUAACCGAUUCAAUGAGCAACCCAAGCUGCCAAUCCUCGGAGCUAGAUGCUCGUCGUGAUGAACCAGCGGCGUUGAAGUUAAAGCUAAUAGCCAUAGCCUCAAUUCUCCUCGCCGGUGUAGCCGGCGUCGCAAUUCCACUCAUCGGCAAGUACCGUAAUUUCUUUCGUACAGACGGUAGCCUCUUCGUAGCCGCCAAGGCCUUCGCGGCCGGCGUGAUCCUAGCCACCGGCUUCGUCCACAUGCUCGCCGGUGGCACCGAAGCUCUCACGGAUCCUUGCUUGCCAAAAUACCCAUGGUCUAAAUUCCCAUUCCCGGGCUUCUUCGCCAUGAUCGCCUCUUUGGCCACUUCGCUUUUUGAUUUUGUGGGGACCCAAUUCUAUGAGAGGAAACAAGGUAUCGCUAGAGCAAGUACUGGAGAACAGGGUCGGGUCGGGUCGUUGUUUCCGGAUUCAGACCUCGGGAUUGGACUAGUUGUGGAUAACAAUGAUGGGGUAGGGAAGGUUUUUGGGAAAGAGGAAGGUGGGUGCAUGCACAUCGUCGGGAUGCAUGCGCAUGCAGCACACCAUAGGCAUAGUCAUCCACAUGGACAAGAUGUAUGUGAUGGAUUACUAAGGACUCGACCACAUGAUCAUGAUGAUGGACAUGGUCAUGGGCAUGAUGACGAUGAUAGUGGCGUGAGGCAUGUUGUAGUUUCCCAGAUUUUGGAGCUUGGAAUUGUUUCACACUCGGUCAUAAUCGGCCUAUCACUCGGUGUUUCCCAGAGUCCAUGCACAAUAAGGCCUUUAAUCACGGCGUUAUCAUUUCAUCAGUUCUUCGAAGGAUUUGCCCUUGGAGGCUGCAUCUCCCAGGCGCAAUUCAAAACCCUCUCAGCCACAAUCAUGGCAUGUUUUUUUGCCAUAACAACCCCGGCCGGAAUCAGCAUCGGGACCGGCAUCUCUUCGUUUUACAAUCCAUACAGCCCGGCAGCUCUGGUUGCUGAAGGCAUCUUAGACUCUUUAUCGGCUAGGAUUCUAGUUUACAUGGCAUUAGUAGAUCUAAUUGAAGCAGAUUUUCUGAGUAAGAGGAUGAGCUGCAAUUUUAGACUUCAAGUAGCGUCUUACUUCAUGCUCUUCCUAGGAGCUGGUUUAAUGGCUUCCCUUGCCAUCUGGGCCUAAAAGAAAAUUUAGGACAGAGAAGACUGUUGUUUUAUUAGUUCUUUUAUAAGU
Molecule: messenger RNA, 1293 nt
Organism: Hibiscus syriacus
Lineage: Eukaryota; Viridiplantae; Streptophyta; Magnoliopsida; Malvales; Malvaceae
Product: zinc transporter 4, chloroplastic-like
Exons: 3
Coding region: 100-1242 (380 amino acids)
Biological process (GO): zinc ion transmembrane transport
Cellular component (GO): plasma membrane
Molecular function (GO): zinc ion transmembrane transporter activity
Source: RefSeq, a predicted model, not a curated record